GUAUGAUAUUGGAGGCAACGCCGAAGAAGCACGCGGUCUAUUGGAGAUACACAACCAUUUAUGUGAAAAACUAGCAGCCAAACAAGAUCAGAUUUCCCAACUUUUAUCACGAGCUGAUGACUUGGUCACGCAGCAGACAUCAGAAAGUCAAAGCCAAGUGUACGCCGCCAUGGCAGAAUCAUUGAAUCGGGCAUGGAGAGACUUACUUGGUGUGUUGUCGCAACGAGGGAGACUACUCGAACUUGCUGUAGACUGCUUUACUGCAGCUGAAGAGGUCGUUGCUAAAGCGAAAGAAGUGGAGGAACGAUGUCUUACCGAUGGAUGGGGCCAUGAUGUCGAAUCUGUGAGGAAGUUAAUCAAGGAACAUGAAGCUCUGAGACACAGUCAUCUACUGGAGCCCACACAUCGCUUGCUGAAUAUCGCCAAUAGUCUACUGGACCUACUGGGAAGAUUGUCCAACCAUCCUGGUCCUUCUGAUCCCUAUUCUGCUACGCACGGAGCGAGUCAGGCUAGCGUGGAGGCUCGCGAGCGUGUCGCAUUAAUCACUGCCAAAGGUGGUUUAAGUCGACGUCAUGCGGAAGUUGCAUGGAAUCGCAGAGAUCGUUUACUUCAAAUGCGUCUGACCGCAGUAACCAUAGCAACGGACCUGGAUGAUAUCGUGGACUGGUUCGUGAAGGUCGGGGAGCCACGUUUGUGCGACGCUCAAAUUGGCACCACCCUGUCCGAGUGUGAAACAAAUCUCGGGAGGUUAAUUGCAUUGGGAGACGAAGUUCGGGAAAUACAGAACCGUCACACAGAUCUUAUGCGACAUUUACAGCAAGUGUCCAGCUCCGAUCACUGGCGAGUUGGCCAGCUUCGAACGGUGUUUGAAACACUGGAUUCCACCAGUCAGUCCCUAGAGUCUGCUUUGCAACAGUACUACGGCCAGAUUGAUUCCCCAGGACUGCUAAAGACAAGCUUUCUUGAUAUGCAGUCGAGCGGUGAUGAGACUUGGAAAGAAACUCAGAGCGCCUACUCUCAUUUGAAUGAAAGGAUGAGGACUACGGAGGCGUAUAUAUGGGAAUUCCUGGAUCGCCUAGAAAAUCGACGACGUCAGCUUCAUACCGGAGUGAUUUACUACACGGAAUGCAACUUACUACUAACCCAAAUAUAUCAGCUUGAAGCAGAUUUGAAGCGAAAACAGGAGUACCCAUUAACGGCGCUGGAAGACUCUUACUUCGAGAGAUUGAAUGGCCUAGAGGACCGUGUGCCAAGCUUGCGACAAAUGUUGAAUGAUUUAAGUAAAACCUAUGAUGACUCCUCAAGCAUGCCUACAGCGCUUCGAAGCAAACUGAGUCAACACCUUCGCAUAGCGGUGUCAGGCCAGGGUUUGUCUUCUGCGUCAAGAACUGCAGCAUCGGAAAAACUGAAGGAAAUCGAAGACGGGAUAGCGAGAUGCCGAUCCCUGUUUUCUAUGUAUCAAGAGAGCAGUAUCAGAGCACAAAGAAAACAGCAAGUGGAAGCCCGAACAGAGACGGUAAGCGUCAUUUACAUGAAAAUCUGA
Dicrocoelium dendriticum is the source of this 1543-nucleotide messenger RNA. NCBI's taxonomy places the organism in Eukaryota, Metazoa, Platyhelminthes, Trematoda, Plagiorchiida, Dicrocoeliidae. The record is from the annotation of a GenBank genome assembly.